Messenger RNA from Glarea lozoyensis ATCC 20868, 1122 nucleotides. RefSeq names its product (Trans)glycosidase. Gene Ontology annotation, molecular function: hydrolase activity, hydrolyzing O-glycosyl compounds. Bases 1 to 1122 code for a protein of 373 amino acids. Lineage: Eukaryota; Fungi; Ascomycota; Leotiomycetes; Helotiales; Helotiaceae. The record is from RefSeq and is a predicted model, not a curated record. The transcript is spliced from 6 exons.
AUGAAUUUCUUCACUCUAAUCUUUUUAGCUCUUACAGCUGUUGUAGCAAAUUCUGCAAAGAUCCCAAUUCGGGCUCAGUACCCAUCUACUUCUGGCCUCAAGUUCACCAUUGAUGGCAAUGCUACUUAUUUCGCCGGUACAAAUUCGUAUUGGAUUAGUUUCCUUACGAAUGAUGCCGAUGUGGACCUGGUAAUGAGCCACUUGAAUACUGCGAAUCUGAAAGUUCUGAGAGUCUGGGGAUUCAACGACAUAAACAAAGCGACUUCGGAAGUUUGGUAUCAGUCCCUUAUUCCUGGUCAACAACCAAAGAUCAAUACAGGCGCCAAUGGUCUCCAACGUCUCGACGCAGUCGUCCGAGCCGCCGAAAAACACGGCAUCAAACUGAUCAUCCCCUUCGUAAACAACUGGUCCGACUAUGGCGGAAUUCCAGCCUAUAACACAUAUUUCAACACCACAUCAACGACAUGGUUCACCAAUACCGCCGCACAGGCUCAAUACCGUAAAUACAUCAAGGCGGUCGUGUCUCGCUACAAGACCUCAGAAGCAAUCUUUGCCUGGGAGCUUGGAAACGAACCGCGUUGUCAAGGUUGUGUGACUAGUGUUAUCACGAAUUGGGCAAAGGGUGUAAGUGCCUAUAUUAAGAGUCUGGAUUCUAGACAUAUGGUGACGCUUGGAGAUGAAGGGUGGUUGAAUGGAGGUGGUGAUGGAACCUAUCCAUAUACUACUUGGGAAGGUGUUGAUUUCGAAGCGGUCUUGAAGCUUCCGAACAUUGACUUUGGAACUUUCCAUCUCUACCCGAUAAGUUGGGGAAUCACCACAGAUCAUGCUGCCUGGGGCAAAGCAUGGUUCGCAAACCACGGUGAUAUUUGCGCAAAAGUUGGGAAACCAUGUCUUGCGGAGGAAUUCGGUGCUACCACCAACAAAACUGGUAUCCUUCCUAUCUGGCAACGACAAGCUUUGGAUCAUCCGGCGAUUGGUGGUGAUAUGUAUUGGCAAUACGGUGACAAAUUAAGUUAUGGCAAUACUCACGAUGACGGAUAUACGAUUUAUUAUGGCAGUGAUGUCUUCAAGACCUUGAUGCUGGGACAUGCGGCCGAUAUCCAAAGCGCGGGGAGUAACUGA